AUGGUAAAGGGGUCAGUCGCUUCUGAAGACCCGUUUGCGAAAGCAGCGGCGAAAGAGAUAAAGAAGCUGAGCAAGAAGCAGCAGCAGAGGUUAGAGCUGAAGCAGUACCGUGCAGAAGUACGUCGGCAGGAGGAGAGUAGCGGGGGGAAUACGGCGGAGCGUCGUGCGGCGGUCGCGGAAAAGAAGAGCAUAAAGCAGGAGCUGACAGAGUUGAAGCGACGCAGGAGCAAACUGAGCAAACGCUGUCACACGCAGCGAGAAGCUAGGAUGCAGCUCAAGAAACGCAUCCAAGUGCUGGAGAAGAAGUUGAUGAAGCAGUCCGUUGUGGAGGACAAGGGCAUGGCGGAGGAAUGA
Gregarina niphandrodes is the source of this 354-nucleotide messenger RNA. RefSeq lists its product as hypothetical. Lineage: Eukaryota; Apicomplexa; Conoidasida; Eugregarinorida; Gregarinidae. The record is from RefSeq and is a predicted model, not a curated record. The transcript has a single exon. The coding region runs from base 1 to 354 and encodes 117 amino acids.